AGCGGAUUUUACGACCGUCGGCGCUGUCGAGGAUCAACGCGGCUCGGCGCUGUAGACACUGAAGCAGGCGUUUCAUUGUUGUUCUGAGGCGCAAGAGAAACAUUUUACAUUCGAACCACUACAUUCGUUUCUACAUCUAAAGCAAACAUGAGUACAAUUAACGUGAAGAAGCUGAAGGUGAACGAGCUUAAGGAUGAGCUGAAAAAGCGUCAGCUUUCAGACAAGGGCUUGAAGGCCGAGCUCAUGGACCGGCUACAGGCCGCGCUGGAGGAAGAGGCCCAAGCGGGAGACGCAGCACUUGAUGCGGAAGAUGAAGAGGAGGAAAAUGGCGCCGAGGGCCACAGCGCUGAGCUCGAACAAGAACUAAUGGGUGAAGAAUUAGAGGAAGACGAAGAGCCCGCAGGCGAGAACAUGGAGGCCGAGGAGGAAAAUGGAGGCACUGGCGAGCCGGAGGUGGCACAGGGCAACUGCGAGGAGGACAUAGGACAGGACGACGAAAUGGCCGACGAAGAGGAGCAGGAGGAAGAUGGAGACGCCGGGAUCGAGAUAGACAAAGCGUUCGACGACGAUGAAGAGGAGGAGGAAGACGACGCCGCCGACAAGAUCGACGAAGAAGAUGGUGAGCAAGAGACGCAGCCGACUGAGGGAGAUGCGGACAAAGACAUCAGUGCUGAUCAGAAGAAUAAGAAGGGUGUUAAGAGACGCCGAGAGGAACAUGGAAGGGGCUACUUUGAAUUUAUUGAAGAAAGCAAAUACAGCCGGGCUAAAUCACCACUUCCACCUCUGGAGGAAGAGGAUGAAGAGCUUGAUGAUACUCUGGUGUGUCUGGAUCCAUACAACUGUGACCUGCACUUCAAAGUGUCACGAGACCGCUACAGUGCUACUCCGCUCACUAUGGAGAGCUUUGCCUACCUUUGGGCUGGUGGCCGAGCUUCCUAUGGCGUGAACAAAGGCAAAGCCUGCAUUGAAAUGAAGAUUAUUGAGAAGAUUCCUGUAAAGCAUGUGAAGAGUAAGAACAUGGAUGUUCAUGAUGUACAGAUUGGCUGGUCCCUGGCUAAUGGCAGUUUGCUGCUUGGUGAGGAGGAGCAUUCAUAUUCUUUUGCUGUCAAGGGGAAGAAGACUUCAAAUUGUGUGACUGAAGAUUACGGCGAAGCUUUGGAUGAAAACGAUGUCGUUGGCUGCUUUAUUAAUUUUGACGCCGACGAGGUUGAAAUCUCCUUCUCCAAGAAUGGGAAGGAUCUCGGGGUGGCCUUCAGAGUCAAUAAAGAGGCUCUGGAUGGACGUGCACUUUUCCCCCAUGUCCUCUGCCACAACUGUGCAGUGGAAUUCAACUUUGGGCAGAAGGAGACGCCGUAUUUUCCUGAGCUAGAGGGCUUCACUUUUCUCCAGCAAAUUCCCGUGGAUGAACGGGUGCGUGGACCCAAAGGGCCUGAGACCAAGAAAGACUGUGAGGUCAUCGUCAUGGUUGGACUUCCUGGCUCAGGGAAGACCACAUGGGUGAUGAAGCAUGUUGAAGAGAACCCUGGAAAAUACACAGUACUGGGAACUAAUACCAUUGUGGAAAAGAUGAUGAUUAACAGUUUGAAGCGUCAGAACAAAGACACAGCGAAACUCACUGCCAUCUCCCAGAGUGCACCUCUCUUUCUUGGCAAGUUCAUUGAGAUUGCUGCUCGUAAGAAGAGGAACUACAUUUUGGAUCAGACCAACGUUUCUGCUGCCGCCCAGAGACGGAAGAUGUGUCUAUUUGCUGGCUUCCAGCGCAAAGCUGUUGUAGUCAUGCCUACAGACGAGGCCUACAAGGAGCGCACUCAGAAGAAAGCCGAAACCGACGGUAAAGAUGUCCCCGAGCAUGCUGUACUAAAGAUGAAGGGCAUAUACACGCUGCCAGAAGUGGGUGACUGCUUCACAGAGGUCACCUACGUGGAGCUGCAGAAGGAGGAGGCUGUUAAACUCUUGGACCAAUACAAGGAGGAGAGCAAAAGUGCCCUUCCACCAGAGAAGAAACCUAACCAAGGCACACCCAAGAAAGGUGGUCCUCGCAACCGUGGGGGCAAAGGCCAGUUCAACAGGGGGGGUGGCCCGGGUCCACGAGGGGGCAGAGGAAAUUUCCAGAACCGUGGCAACUUUAGAGGAAUGCCCGGUCCCCGUGGAGGCUUCGGUCGGCCACCCCGAGGCGCUCUGCCACCUCCUGCCUACAGAGGUGGCUUCCCCAGCCGUGGCAACUUUGGACGAGGCGGCGGAGGACCCCCCAACAGAAACAUGGUACCUAGAGGAGCUCCUGGCAGAGGUGGCAUGGGCAACAUUGCAAACAGAGGUGGAGCCAUGAAUCGUGGAAAGCCAAUGCACAGAGGCAAUAUGAACCGCGGAGGUGGACACAGCGGUGGACCCAACAGGGGCAAUUUCAACCAGAAGUUCCGUGGACGUGGUGGAAACCAGCAGAAUCGUGGUGGCUAUGGCAACAGGAAUGGGAACUUUGGCAUGAAUAAAGCCCAAGCCUUCAACCAGAGCUGGCAGCAGGGGUUCUGGAACCAGAAGCCAUGGAGUCAACAGUACCACCCAGGAUAUUAUUAAGUGGGCUUUUGUAUUAAAGACUGGUGGCAUGUGGAGGACUCCCUCUUGUGACCACAGAGCCCCAACGAUCUACUUUUACUGUCUUUUAAAGAAAAUAAAACGUGUUUUAAGAUAAUUUACACGUGGACAUGCAUUCCACAUCCCGAUAUCAGGUCCCCCCGUAGACGUGAGGGGUUCCCUUUUCCAUACCCGUUUUUGUAAAAACAAAAAGGAAAAAAAAAAAAAUCCCCCCUGUCCUUAUUUUAGCCCUAACUAUUUGAUAUAUGGUUAUAUCAAGAACCACAUUGUUCUGUUUGUUCUGCAUGGGAUGCUUUUGAAUUUCAGAGUUGUGGAUUUUAUUGUCAUUUUUACUAAAUGUAAAUUAUUAUUUUGCAAGUAUGUUUUCGUGUAAGGAUCAUGGCAUUCGAGGAUCUUACUGAUCUGUAUGGUAACAUUUUAGAGGCUAUUAAAGGCAGUUGUAGUGACUUAGCAGAAAAACCUGUUCACUGCUCACAAGGAAAUCAUUCUUUUACUUUUAUUUCGUUACUUUUUUUCUGUCAUUUUUUGUGUUCCAGUCCAAUAUGUACUAGUUAAUCUCCAUAGGUUUACAAUAAAUGGGUUGUUUGCUUUUGUA
Messenger RNA from Tachysurus fulvidraco (yellow catfish), 3184 nucleotides. RefSeq names its product heterogeneous nuclear ribonucleoprotein Ub (gene hnrnpub). The coding region runs from base 148 to 2571 and encodes 807 amino acids. The record is from RefSeq and is a predicted model, not a curated record. Gene Ontology annotation, biological process: negative regulation of telomere maintenance via telomerase; regulation of alternative mRNA splicing, via spliceosome; negative regulation of transcription by RNA polymerase II. Gene Ontology annotation, molecular function: poly(C) RNA binding; TFIIH-class transcription factor complex binding; snRNA binding. Gene Ontology annotation, cellular component: telomerase holoenzyme complex; mitotic spindle microtubule; nuclear chromosome. NCBI's taxonomy places the organism in Eukaryota, Metazoa, Chordata, Actinopteri, Siluriformes, Bagridae. The transcript has 14 exons.